AUGCGAGAAUUUGUCGACCGCAUCAAAGGUCUUGCGGUCAUAGCCACCGGGGGCGGUACUUUCGCCGAGCCGCUCGUUCUAGCACGGCCUGAAGGCAAAUCAGCCUCGAGGGAAGGGAAAGCGGACGGCCACGGCCGGGACGGAGAAUCGAGCUGGGACAGAGUACUGGGAGGCUGUGGCCUGGAAGACCGAGUCAUCGGCAUGCGUCUGGAAGGGCAGCCUGGGCCAAUGCGUGAAGUUGGUCGGCAUCAAAGCAGUUCCAAGAUCUUGAACGGUACACGUUCGACCACGGUGAUACAGGUCCAUUUUCAUCGGCAAUCGAGAGACAUCGGCGAUCAAUCUGGAAGGCAAAGAAACCCGGGCCGGAGUGGUUUCUUUGUGUCGUCUUGUGAGGACCUGUACUUCCUGGGGUGGAGAUUCGCUCUUCCUGGCCUUGGACUUGCGACCCAGGAUGACUUCGUAGCCGUCGCACACAUGGCCGUCCUGUUCGCAUCGAAGGCACGCAAAUUAGCAAUGUCACCGCGGAUUCCUGGGUUAGCGGAUUCCAUCAUGUAAUGGGGAAGACAAUUGUUUGCUUGGUGUACCAUGUUUUACAGCCAGUUCUCACUCUGGGGGCCUUUGCCCUCGUCCACUUCUUGGGCUUUUCCUUGACAGUUGACAUCAUUACAUGGUUUUUGUCGGUCGGGUUGGAUAUUAUACCUGCAUCCAUGGAACGUUGUCUGGAGCAUAUUUCUU
Messenger RNA from Ilyonectria robusta, 735 nucleotides. RefSeq lists its product as uncharacterized. The coding region runs from base 1 to 555 and encodes 184 amino acids. The record is from RefSeq and is a predicted model, not a curated record. The transcript has 5 exons. Lineage: Eukaryota; Fungi; Ascomycota; Sordariomycetes; Hypocreales; Nectriaceae.